This is a messenger RNA of Rhodotorula graminis WP1, 1431 nucleotides long. RefSeq lists its product as uncharacterized. The transcript is spliced from 4 exons. The coding region runs from base 1 to 1431 and encodes 476 amino acids. The record is from RefSeq and is a predicted model, not a curated record. Gene Ontology annotation, molecular function: RNA binding. NCBI's taxonomy places the organism in Eukaryota, Fungi, Basidiomycota, Microbotryomycetes, Sporidiobolales, Sporidiobolaceae.
AUGGCCUCGAGCUCGUUCACGUUCCCGCCAAAGCGCGGCAGCCCCGCGAGCGCGACCAGGGGCACCAAUCGCCCAGCUCCCCAGCGCACCCACAGCGCAGGCAGCCGCUCGACCCCCUACUCGCGCCCUCCUCCUCUUCCUGCCGCGGCGCCGUCCACCAGCGCAGCAGACGGCAAGUGGCAGCACGACCUCUUUGGUGAGAAGAGUGACCUGUACCGCCCCAAAAUCAACACGGCCGCCCUCCUCGCGCGCGCCGGCGUCGACCUCUCGUCGUCGUCGGCCUCGCUGCGCCCGUUCGGCAACGCGACGCCCGCCGCGCAGCCCAUCCUGCACGCGCCUUCGAACGGCCCACAGCUCGGCGCCAUCAACGCGCGCGCGAUGGGCAUCAAGGGCCAGAACGCGGCGCAGCAGCAGCAGCAGCUCCAGCGCCAGCAGCAGCGCCAGGCCGAGAUUGCCGCGCGCAAGGAGCGCGCAGAGGCGGCAAGACAGCGCAAGGUGCUCGAGGACCAGCGCCGCAGGACGCUCGACAUUGCGCAGCACGAGCAGCAGGGCUUUGUCGUCCAGGUCGAGGGCCUCGUGAGCGGCACGAGCGCCGAGGACGUCCAGGCCGCAUUCGGCGCAUACGGCGAGAUCGUCUACUGCAUCGUGCCCGACCCGGACGCGGCCGACCUCGUCGCGCGCCUCACCUUCUCCCGCCACGCCGACGCCGCUGACGCGUGCGCCAAGCUCAACGGCGCCAUCGCCGACGGCCGCCCGCUCGGCGUCAAGCAAGUCGACCGCACGCCCAUCCCUCCCGCGCUGCCCCCUCUCGCGCCCCCCAAGCUCCAGCCCUCGACCCUCGCACCUUCCCCCUUCCCCUCCUCGGCCUCCUUCUCCUCCUCUCCCUCCGCCACGUCGGGCCCGUUCGCCGGCGUCCCGACCGGCCCUCGCGCCCAGCGCCGCCAGCCCGCACCCGCACCGCCGCGCAUCGCGCUCCCGACCGUCGUGCCGAGCAAGAUGUACGCCGACCAGGUCGAGGAGGCGCAGCUCGAGGCGCUCGGCGGCGCCGGCGACGCCAUGAUGGACGUCGACAUGGCGACGGCGCCGGCUGCUGCGGCGGCGGCGGCGGUGGCGAGUGCGCCGGGUCGAGGAGCGGGUGGGAGGGGAGGCGGGCGCGGGGGACGGGCGGGAGGAGGAGGACGAGGAGGACAUGUUCAGCAGCAGCCGCAGCAGCAGCAGCAGCUGUCGCUCGCGGCGCGGCUAUCGGGCGCAGGGCAGCCCAAGGGGCAGCGGCAGCCGCAGCAGCAGCAGCAGGGCAAGGCGCACAAGCCGGCGCAGCAGCAGCCUGUGGGGCUCGCGGCGAGGCUCGGCGCGGCCGCGGCGCAGGGCAAGGCGGCGGGCCGUGCGGGGCCGCAGGGCGGCGGCGGAUCGCUCUUGUCGCGAUUGGCGUAG